UUUAAACUGGUACUACCGCAAUUGCUCGUUAUUAUUAGCCAUCAAAUAAAACACUGGGCGCUCCAAUUAAAGUCAAAAUAGAUUUUUUUUUGGCCAAUAGCUCACCAUCAAAUCUGCACACCAACAGACAACUACAACAACAGCAACGGCGUUGGACAACGAGAAAAACAAGCCGCAGCACUCGCACUGGGAUUCGGGCUAGCAGCGCUGCCACUAAAACUAGGAAACCUACUCCGCUAGAGGCCGAACAGCAAAAGCAACAACAGCAAAAACAACAACAAAAACAAUCAAAGCGGCAACUUUUCAUUAAAAUGAAUCUCCUAAUGGUCUUUGUACUUGUAUUGGUAGCAUUAGUCUGCCAACCGACAUUGAUUUAUGGGCUAAGAGGAUCACAAAACUCAGCCGCUGCUACCCCCGCCGCCACAGCCGACCAGAGAAGUGUCAAAACGUUUGGCGGCGGUAAAGUGAAGCGUUCGCACACGCACACCAAACUCACCUCUGCUGCUGAUCUGGCGAAUGCUAAGUUGGUGAUAGCCCUGGAGUCGGGUGAUGUAUUGGUGAAGCGUGCGGCGCGCGGUACCAAUGUUGAAGGCGUGGAUGAUAGUGCAACGCCAGUUGAUGCGGCUACUGUUGGUGGAAGUGGUGGUAAGCGCAUAAAAAAUGGCAACAAUAAUAAGAAACAAAAUAAGAGUUCUGAUGCAUUAAAUGGUGGACGCAGCAAGCAGGAGAAAAAGUUCUCUGCUGCAAUUGGCAGUCAAAAUCAACAACAGCAGCACCAGCAUCAUCAUGGACAUCAUGGUAGCGGUAACGGUAACGGUAAUGGGAACGGGAACGGCAACGGUAAUGGCAAGGGCAGACAGCGUCAACAGCUGAGAUCACAGCAACAUCAGGGGCAUGGCAAACGCGGUGGCAAUGACGGUAAUGGCAAUGGUGUGGGUGCCAAAUUGCGAACGGAAAGCGUGGAAAAAACUGCAACGGCUGAGAAGUCACAAUCCAGCUGUCGUUACUCGAAGAGCGCUUGGACCGAAUGCGAUCCGAAAACCAAUAUGCGUACGCGUACUUUGACGCUCAAGAAAGGCGAAGCGAAUUGCUUGGCCACCAGAACAAUGCAAAAGAAGUGCAGGAAACCGUGUCGCUAUGAAAAGGGUGCCUGGUCGGAAUGUAUUAAUAGCCAAAUGACGAGGCAGGACAAAUUGAAACCAACUGCAAUAGCUAAUAUGGCUGGUGGAGCGACUGACGCCGCAGCUGAUUCCAGCUGUGAGCCGAUGCGCAUUAUUAACAAAAAGUGUAAUCCCGGCGGGGCAAAGAUGGCCAACAAGGCCAACAAAGAGCGCAAGCAAAAGGAAAAAGGACAACGCCGAGCACAACAACAGGCCCAGUGAGAGGACAGAAACGAAGAAAUAUACAAAAGUUUGGCAACAUUGUGUCGGAUGAACAAAGGGACACGAUUUUUUAAAUUAUAACAGAUGUAAUUUUAAGGCAUCGAGGGCUUGUAUUCAAUAUCGUCUAUCUGCAAUUUUUUCGAAAAUGUUUACAAGUUUUUAAUGUAUCGUGAGCUCUAAGUUAUUUUUCGCCCAUGGCAUCAAUGGCGAAUUUAAAAUUUAACUUUAAUGGUAUCAUAUUUUCGUUUUAAGGUUUUCAUUAUCAACAAUGGCAACACAAUUUUACUGGAAAAUUGUGUCCAUACAUUUUUUGUAGCUAGGCAAAUGGGAGCUAGUCGGUUCUACGUAACCGGAACACUUCAGCAGCACUCCUCGUAUAUGCAUGGGGAAUGUUUAUGCUGCUACAACAACAAGGGCUAGCUCAGUUACAUAUAUAUGCAUUAUGUAUAUUUUUAUAUGCACCAAAUGAUUAACAGUUGUAAUACAAUAACCUUAACAGUUUAAAAUAUUAACCGAUCUUUUCAUUCUGCAAAAAUCCCUACCAGCAAUAUUUAUGACAAAUAUAUGCAGUUGCCACCGCGCUGCUCAGUUUUUACCGAUCUAUGUUAUAAUUACAUCCCAUGUUACGUCACCAAACCAGCUGACUCCUUCAAAACCGCAGCCUUCAAAAAAAGCCGGUUAAUGGUCUGAUGUUGGCCUCACGUAAACAGUAUUUUUAGUCUCCUGAAAAAUGCGUAUUUGCAGACAGACAGCACUGAACAUAAGCUCUCGAUAUAUUUCUAAACAUAAAUGAAACCACGAACUAGUGCAUACUUAAACAACAUGUAUUAGAAAGUAUUUAGUACUAAAUUUGUAAAAAAAAACUCCAAAAGCGUGUAUCCAAAAGCACGCUUGACUUUUCAAUAAAGAAAUAUCUAAAUAUAUAUGAA
This is a messenger RNA of Anastrepha obliqua, 2311 nucleotides long. RefSeq lists its product as uncharacterized. Lineage: Eukaryota; Metazoa; Arthropoda; Insecta; Diptera; Tephritidae. Gene Ontology annotation, molecular function: growth factor activity; heparin binding. Bases 312 to 1382 code for a protein of 356 amino acids. The record is from RefSeq and is a predicted model, not a curated record. Gene Ontology annotation, biological process: mesoderm morphogenesis. The transcript has 5 exons. Gene Ontology annotation, cellular component: extracellular region.